Molecule: messenger RNA, 2537 nt
Organism: Coregonus clupeaformis (lake whitefish)
Lineage: Eukaryota; Metazoa; Chordata; Actinopteri; Salmoniformes; Salmonidae
Gene: slc25a25b
Product: solute carrier family 25 member 25b
Exons: 10
Coding region: 536-2194 (552 amino acids)
Biological process (GO): transmembrane transport
Cellular component (GO): mitochondrial inner membrane
Molecular function (GO): ATP transmembrane transporter activity; calcium ion binding
Source: RefSeq, a predicted model, not a curated record
GCCCUCCUACGAUACCGGUUUAUUUUGUAGCAUCACUAUCAAACCGACCGCCAAUUCAAACGGGAGGAAUUCGCCGGCACCUUAGCGUAGAAAGGAAAGUGGAUCUCUUCACGACCAGUAGAAGGUAUCUCUGAAGUGACUUUCGUGGCACAAAAAUGUAUCGAAGUUGACUACAUUCUAAUCCACGUGCGGCUCAGACAGCAUCCACCUCCUCAUUUCUCAGCUGUAGCUAACGUUAGUAGCUAGCUGGCUAAUAUGCCGGUUGCUAGCAAGCCAACUGAGUUAGCAGAUAAUUAAUAAGUCAACCGUUUUGGACUAAACAGGCAUAACAGUGGAAUAAGAAAGUUAGAUUGCAAAGAGUACAACAUUUGACUGUUUUGUCUGUAGCUACUACUUUAGCAAUCCUUCCUUCUUAACAAUUUGGGGUUAGAACGCACGUGACGUGGUGGCUAAAAUAGACACGUCACCUUACAUUUCGAUAUUGUAAAAAUAUCGUCAUUGGUUGUAGUAGUUUGCCAAUAUUGGUUCCAUCCCUAUGAUGCACCAGCAAGGGACGUUCGUGUCCCCCUUGCUCAGCGGGGUCUUCUGUCAAUGCCGAACAGAGGAGGCGCGCCGGGGUUCUGACCCCGGUGGAGGGGUCGGAAAUGCAGGGGGUGCAUCCUCAUCAUCCUUUACAUCCUCACCUCCAUCUCGGGAGAGUCCGUUGUCAGGAGAGAUCACAGGUUCCUGUGAUGACUCCUGUGAGCCAUCAUACCCAUGUGAACUUUGUGGUGGACCCGAGCAGGACCACAGACUGAAAGUGCUGUUUCAAGUCCUGGACGUGAAUGGUGAUGGGGGCAUCUGCGUCAACGACCUGUCAAUUGGGCUCAAGAAACUAGGGGUUCAUCGCACUGAGCUCGAGCUUAUGAAAAUAGUGAAAGCAGGAGACAAGGACCUGGACGGCCAGCUGGACUUUGAGGAGUUUGUCCACUACCUGAGAGACCACGAGAAGAAGCUCCGGCUGGUCUUCAAGAGCCUGGACAAGAAGAACGAUGGUCACAUUGACUCGCAGGAAAUCAUGCAGUCCCUUCGAGACCUGGGGGUUAAUAUCUCCGAGCAGCAGGCUGAGAAGAUCCUCAAAAGAAUAAGGAAGGGCCUUGUCUGGGCCCCUAUCAUGUACAUGGACAAGAACGGCACGAUGACCAUCGACUGGAACGAGUGGAGAGACUACCACCUGCUGCACCCUGCAGAUAACAUUCCGGAGAUCAUCCUGUACUGGAAACACUCUACGAUCUUUGAUGUUGGGGAGAGUCUGAUGGUGCCAGAUGAGUUCACCGCAGAGGAGAAGAAGACUGGGAUGUGGUGGCGACACCUAGUGGCUGGAGGAGCAGCCGGCGCCGUGUCUCGAACCUGCACCGCACCUCUGGACCGGCUCAAAGUGCUCAUGCAGGUCCACGCCACCCGUACCAACAGCAUGUGCAUCGCCGGCGGCUUCACCCACAUGAUCCGCGAGGGCGGCAUGAGGUCACUAUGGCGAGGCAACGGCAUGAACGUCAUCAAGAUCGCCCCCGAGUCGGCCAUCAAGUUCAUGGCUUACGAGCAGAUCAAACGGUUGAUAGGCAGCAACCAGGAGACCCUGGGCAUCCUGGAGAGGUUUGUGGCUGGAUCCCUGGCUGGAGCCAUAGCUCAGAGCAGCAUCUACCCUAUGGAGGUGUUGAAGACCCGCCUAGCCCUGAGGAAGACAGGACAGUUCUCUGGCAUCGCUGACUGCGCCAAACACAUCUUCCGGAAGGAGGGCAUGGCAGCCUUCUACAAGGGCUACAUUCCCAACUUGAUAGGCAUCAUCCCCUACGCUGGCAUUGACCUGGCCGUCUACGAGACUCUGAAGAACUCAUGGCUGCAGCGCUACGCCACAGACAGUGCAGACCCGGGGGUGUUCGUCCUGUUAGCCUGCGGUACCACCUCCAGCACCUGUGGUCAGUUGGCCAGCUAUCCCCUGGCCCUGGUCAGGACCCGCAUGCAGGCACAAGCCACCAUCGAGGGCGGUCCCCAGAUGACCAUGUCGGGUCUGUUUAAACAUAUCGUGAAGACUGAGGGUGUGUUCGGACUCUACCGGGGCCUGGCCCCCAACUUCAUGAAGGUCAUUCCAGCGGUCAGCAUCAGCUACGUGGUCUACGAGAACCUCAAGAUAAGCCUGGGGGUUGUGUCUCGGUGAGGACCAGGAGGAGAGGGAGGGAGAACCUCCCCUAAAGGCCAAAGGGUUCUUUUUUGCUUUUCUUUUUGGAGAGAAAAAGAGGAGAGCGAGGAGGAGGAGACUGUGGGAAGAGUUGCCAAGCAGCGGAGCGGGUGACUCGGAAAGAAGGGGUUGUUGCUGGGGUUGUUGGAAACGUCAUCUCAUUCUGUGAAUGUUAUGAGGACAGGUGAGGAGAGGUGGAUGGAGGGAGGAGAUAUAUAUACUGUAUAUACUACAACACUAACGACUAAAACUGGGUUCUCCAACCCUGUUCCUGGAGAGCUACUGUCCUGUACGUUUUCACUCCAACCCUAAUCUAGCGCAC